Molecule: messenger RNA, 1725 nt
Organism: Kickxella alabastrina
Lineage: Eukaryota; Fungi; Kickxellomycota; Kickxellomycetes; Kickxellales; Kickxellaceae
Product: Hsp70 protein-domain-containing protein
Exons: 3
Coding region: 84-1628 (514 amino acids)
Biological process (GO): protein folding
Cellular component (GO): cytosol; nucleus
Molecular function (GO): ATP binding; ATP-dependent protein folding chaperone
Source: RefSeq, a predicted model, not a curated record
AGUACCUUUUAUUUAUUUUUUUCUUCUAGACACACUAAAAGUGACAAAAAAACCUUCAAAUUUAACACCAACCAAUCUGUAAAAUGGCUGCUGUUUCAAAGACGUACAUCGGGCUGAGCUUGGGUAACCACAACUCGGUUAUUGCUAUCAUCAACAAGGACCACCGGGCCGAAGUAAUUGCCAACGAAGAUGGCGAGCACAAGACGCCCACUUACGUUGCGUUCUCGGGCGAAGAGGAAUACCACGGAUCUCAGGCCAAGCACCAGUUCGUGCGCAACGCGCAAAACACAAUCAUGGGAUUCCGUGACCUCCUCGGCAAGACAUUUGCCCCCGAGAUGAACCAGCUGCACCCAGGAUUUGCUCGGAUCGAGGAUAGCGAGGGAAAGCCCGUCUUUGUCAUUGAGACCGAGAACGACAACGGCGAGACCCAGAAACUGCGUCUUUCGGCGCACGAAGUUACCGUCCGGUACUUGGCCAGACUGCGCACUACGGCCGAGGAUUACUUGGGCCGGAAGAUCGAGGGCGCUGUGUUGGCCCUGCCGGUGUCGUUCACGAAGGAGCAGAAGGAGUCUGUGGCGGCGGCUUGCGAGGAGGCCGGCUUGCCCCUGCUGCAACUCAUUGCCGAGCCCAUUGCCGCUGCCAUGCAGUACGGUGUUGGCAAGGGUGCGUCGCACGUGGAUGCCAAGGAUACCCUUGCCCUGGUUGUCGAUGUCGGAGGCACUGGCUCCGAUGUCACCCUUGUGGCUGCCCGCGGUGGCCUGUACACUAUUGUUGGCAGCACCCACACUGAUGCCGUCAGCGGCGACAUCGUUGAUGACGUCCUGGUCAAGCACUUUGCCGGCGAGUUCAAGCGCCAGUACAACAUCGAUGUGCUCCAGGGCAACCCCAAGGCUGUGCGCAAGAUGAAGGAGUCUCCUGGCGAGGGCCUGGACUUUAACGGAUCGAUCCAGCGCACACGCUUCGAUAUCAUGAGCGGCAAGGUGUACACCCCCCUGCUGGAGUCCAUCGAGAAGGUCAUUGCUGACGCUGGCUACACCCCGGCGCAGGUCGACCAGGUUCUCCUGUGCGGCGUCCCGCAUUGCCGGUUCUUCCCUGAGACCACCGAGGUGCGCGACGAGGGCGAGCUUGACGAGGUCAUUGCGGCCGGAUGCGCGGAGCAGGCCGCCCUGAUUGCCCAGGGCAGCGUGGUGGCCCCCAAGGAGGCUGCGGCGGCGGAGGAUUUGGCCGUUGAGGCGUUGGCUAAGCCCCUGGGCAUUCAGCUCGGCGAGGACAGCUUUGUCCCUGUGCUGCUCCAGGACACCCCCCUGCCGGCGUCCCGCUCGGUCAAGGUCGCGUUGCCCCAUGGCCAGAAGCGCGCCUAUGUUGCCGUUGCUGAGGGCGAGGCUGUUGCCCCUAAGCCUGAGGAGGAUGACGAGGACGACGAGGAGGAGGAGGAGCAGGAGGAGCAGGCUGCUCUUCCCCUGUUCCGCCCCGCCAAGCUCCUGGCCGAAAUGGUCCUGGAGCUCGACCAGGCUGAUGAGAACACCCGUGUUGUCAUCACGUUCUUUGUCGGCACUGACAGGAAGCUCACCGUCACUGCAUCAGAGCCUGUCUCCGGCAAGUCCAUCACUGCUGAGAUCCCCCAGUAAAAAAAUAAAAAUAAAGCCUUAUUACUUAGCAUCUUCUAUAGAAGUACAUAAUUUUUUUCUAAAUUUUUUUUCUGAAUCGAGCAUAUUUCAAUAUCCC